Pseudonaja textilis is the source of this 1107-nucleotide messenger RNA. The record is from RefSeq and is a predicted model, not a curated record. Lineage: Eukaryota; Metazoa; Chordata; Lepidosauria; Squamata; Elapidae.
UGCUCUCCGAUGCCCUUGGAUGCCAUGAAAGGACCGCGAGAGAAGCUGAUGUACGUGCUCUGCGUCUUAACCAAGACGGGAACCCAAAUGCCCGAUUAUCUCGCCACGGUGGAUGUGGAUCCCAAAUCUCCCACUUAUUGCCAAGUUAUUCACCGGCUGCAAAUGCCCUACAUUAAUGAUGAGCUUCACGGCAUGGUCUGGAACACUUGCAGCAGCCCCUCGGGAGACACCACCAAGAAACGCAACCAGCUGGUCAUUCCGUGUUUCAGCUCUUCACGGAUUUAUGCGGUGGACACCGGGACUGACCCCCAGGCUCCCUGCCUGCUUAAGGUGAUUGAACCCAGAGAGGUCUUCUGUAAAACCAAAGUGGCUACACUACACACCGCACGCUGCCUGGACAGCGGAGAAGUCAUGAUCAGCUCCCUAGGGGAUCUAUUUGGCAAUGGAAAAGGUGCAUUUGUUCUUGUGGAUACGGAAACAUGGGAAGUGAAGGGUACCUGGAACCGCCCUGGGGAUGAGGCUCCACUCGGAUAUGACUUCUGGUUCAAACCAAGGCAUAACGUCUUAUUCAGUACUGAACUGGCGAUCCCCAAAUUUCUUGUAGACGGCUUCAAACCUGAACUUCUGAGGAAAGACUACUAUGGCCGCCGCCUGAAUGUCUGGGACUGGACCACCCACUGCCUCGUUGAGUCCAUUGACAUGGGGGAGGACACCGUCCCCAUCGCAGUCCGCUUCCUGCAUAACCCGGAUUCCUCACACGGCUUUGUCAGCUGUUGCUUUGAUGGCUCCAUGCAUCAUAUUUACAAGGAGGAGGACGGGACGUGGACCACAGAGAAGGUAAUUCAGAUUCCAGACAAGACGGUCACUGGGUGGUACUUACCCGACAUGCCAGCAUUCUCCACUUACUUCAUUAUUUCAUUGGAUGACCGUUUCCUGUACCUGAGCAACUGGUUUCAUGGCGACAUUCGACAGUAUGACAUCACCGAUCCCCACUGCCCUCGGCUAUUGGGCCAGGUGUUUGUAGGAGGCAGCAUCUACAAAGGCGGGGUGGUGACUGUGGUGAAGGAUGAAGAGCUCGACUGCCAACCAGAUCUCCUCGUGAUCCAG